Molecule: messenger RNA, 823 nt
Organism: Hydatigera taeniaeformis
Lineage: Eukaryota; Metazoa; Platyhelminthes; Cestoda; Cyclophyllidea; Taeniidae
Source: the annotation of a GenBank genome assembly
CAGCGCAAAAAUUCCAAUAGGGUUUAUAAAGGUUGGGAAAAAGAAGCUUUUUCUAUUUAAUGCAUAUGGCGAGUGUUUUGAGGUAGAACCGGUUUGUGUUUUGGAUUUCUUCGUAUCAGCAGUUUACCAGCGUCAAGGCUACGGAAAAGAGCUUUUCGAGUGGAUGCUUCGGGAAGAGGGUCUAGUAGCUACUGAUCUACCAAUAGAUUCACCCUCCCCAAAGAUGCUCUCUUUUAUGAAAAAGCACUACAAUCAAGACCAUCCCAUUCGCCAAUCCAAUAACUUCGUAGUCUUUCCCGACUUCUUCCUUCACGCCAGCCUAUUUGAAGUUCCACGUCAUAGGAGUUCACGUGGUUCUCUUCCCUCCUCGCUUUCCGUGUCACUUCAUAGUUCCAGAAUUUCAAAUCCUCCAGCACAAACUGUUGAGGCUAAGUAUCCGCCAUUUUCGUCCUCUCCAAUCCAAACUCAAUGUCGUACAUCACUUCCUCCAUGCGCGACACCAGGUUUCGAAUCCCAAAUAGAAUCCACCAAAACAGAAAAUGUCUUUCGAACUCCCAACAUUCAGAAAGCGCUGAAUACCCCGUCGGUCCAAACUCCUAUACCACAAUUGCGAAGUAGGGACGAAAGUGGAUUUCUGAGAGAUGGACCAGCUUUACGAUAUUCCAAACGGAUUAUAGCAACAAAUCCUACAAUGCUAUUCCGAGGCAGCACACCCGUCUCAAGUUCUGAAAUUAAUACACUCAGGCGGUUGAAUGAAAGGCAAACAGGAUAUGAGCAUAAAAGGACUGCGUGGGCUAACAACAGACACACGCGGCUUUGGUGA